This is a messenger RNA of Myotis lucifugus (little brown bat), 2031 nucleotides long. It is a transcript of the gene TSTD2, whose product is annotated as thiosulfate sulfurtransferase like domain containing 2. Lineage: Eukaryota; Metazoa; Chordata; Mammalia; Chiroptera; Vespertilionidae. The record is from RefSeq and is a predicted model, not a curated record. The coding region runs from base 449 to 1888 and encodes 479 amino acids. The transcript has 9 exons.
CUUCAGGUCCGCACGGAACCGUCCCCUCGCGCUUCCUCUAGCGGCUCCCCUCUCCCGCCAUUCGCUCUAAGUCCUUCCGGGGCCAGGAGAUAGCGACACCUCUUCAGCCAGCCACAGCCUGGGGCUUCGAGCCACGCUAGGAGGCGGGCGGUCCGGGAGGGACGCUGUAGCCCCCACCUCAAUUUCAGACCCUCUCUCGGCGCGGGGGCGGGCUCUCUGGUUUCCCGGCGUCCCUUCCGCUAAAAGUCCCGAAGACUUCCGGUGCGGGUGGACGUCGCCGGCGGCCCUUGCUACGUAAACUCCGGGCGGGGCCUGCGGGAGCCUGGGUGUUGAGCCGUGUUAAUUUUUAGGCGGUGACUGUUCAAUGAAGAAAGACCUGCGAAAGGAUCAGGACAGGCAGGAGAUAGUUAACUGAAAGGAAUCUGCCCCACUGCUACAACCAAAGCAGAUGCCUUCUUCGACUUCACCAGACCAAGGAGAUGACCUGGAGACCUGUCUUUUAAGAUUUUCAGACUUGGAUUUGAAAGACACAAGUAUUAUCAAUCCCAGUAGCAGUCUUAAAGCGGAGCUAGAUGUCAAUACAAAGAAGAAAUAUUCAUUUGCAAAGAAAAAGGCAUUUGCCCUUUUUGUCAAAACCAAAGAAGUUCCAGCACCGUCUUAUAAAGGCAAAGAAAUAUGGUGGAAAUGCUGUCAGCAACUGUUCACGGGCCCCACCAGCAUCCACAGACACGUGGCGGCACAGCACGCUGAUGAGGUUUGGCACCAGACUGCUUCUGUUUUGAAGCAGCUCGCUGUGGCAUCGAGCACCUCAAAGAGCCCUAAGUCUGCCGACAAAAGGAACCCACCGAAAGAGUGCCUUACUCAAAACCAUGACGUGUCUGCUUGGCUCCCUGACAUUAGUUGCUUUAGCCCUGAUGAGCUGAUAAGUGGUGAGGGCAGUGAUGAAGGAGAGGUGUUACUUUAUUACUGCUAUCGUGACUUGGAGGAUCCCCAUUGGAUCUGUGCCUGGCAGACAGCUCUGUGUCAGCACCUGCACCUCACAGGCAAGAAUGCUUUUUCCCUAGAUCUUCACAUGGCUCACUCCUCACUUCAAAUCUCUGCUCAGAUGUUAUCUCCUCAGAACUCUAAUCUGAAGAGGUCCUUUUUACCAGCAAAGGAGGAGCUUGCUGUUUCCCAGAGUUGCGUGUUGGUGUAUUUGAAGAAAUUGUGCCUAUGGGGAUCAGUCCCAAUAAGAUCUCCUACAAGAAGCCUGGGACGCUUCCAGGGCUGCUUAGCCCCAGACAUCAGGAAAUUCAGUUACUUCCCUAGCUACGUUGACAGAAAUCUAGACCUUUUCAGAGAGAAGAGGGUACUGAUGUAUUGCACUGGGGGCAUCCGUUGUGAGCGGGGUUCCGCUUACCUCAAAGCCAAGGGAGUGUGCAAGGAAGUGUUCCAGCUCAAGGGUGGCAUCCACAAGUACCUGGAGGAGUUUCCUGACGGUUUUUACAAAGGGAAAUUGUUUGUUUUCGAUGAGCGUUAUGCUUUGUCCUACAACAGUGACAUAGUGUCAGAAUGUUCAUACUGUGGAGCCCCAUGGGACCAGUAUAAACUCUGCUCCACUCCCCAGUGCCGCCAGCUCGUCUUGACCUGCCCCGCCUGUCAAGGACAAGGACUCACAGCCUGUUGUGUCACAUGUCAAGACAAAGGGAGCAGGCCGGCUUCAAGCCCUGCCCAGCACAGCUUUAAAGAGGAAUGUGACUGUACAGCCCGACGGCCACGCAUACCCAGUGAGCUUUCACAGCAGGCGCCACCCCCCCUGAGCCCAGAGCCAAGACCUGAUGUUGCUGAGGAUGGGCCCUGCUUGUGUGAGCGGCACCGGCAGCAUUUCCCUGAGGCUUCACAAAGCUAGGUUUGAGGCAGCCAUGUAUUCGGGAAUAUCCAGGCUGCAGCAACAGAGAAAUGGGGAACUUGGGUGCUGGCCAAUGACACCAUGGCACACUGGUCACCUAUUGGCCACUUAUCCUACAUAAUAAAAGCCUAAUAUGCUAAGUG